Molecule: messenger RNA, 3472 nt
Organism: Vigna radiata var. radiata (mung bean)
Lineage: Eukaryota; Viridiplantae; Streptophyta; Magnoliopsida; Fabales; Fabaceae
Product: probable inactive receptor kinase At5g58300
Exons: 3
Coding region: 1208-3169 (653 amino acids)
Biological process (GO): protein phosphorylation
Molecular function (GO): protein binding; protein kinase activity; ATP binding
Source: RefSeq, a predicted model, not a curated record
CCUUUCUUUGUCCCUGCGUGCUAACUUGUGCUAGUAACUUAGUUUGCAGAUCUGGGGUGUUUUGGUUUAGUGGUUUUCAUCAGUGCCCACUUAUGGGCUUCGAACUAUCAAACGGGUUCCACAUUGUGGGUUGGGUUUCCAAGGAUGUACUUGACAGGGAGUUUUGGGGUUUAUUUCUGGUGCUAGUGCUUGGUGUUUUUCUUCUUCACGUGGGGUGUGACUUCUUAAUGAGGGAAACUCUUGGGGUGUUUUGGUUCAGUGCUAGUUUGCAGAUCUGGGAUGUUUUGGUUCAGUGGUUUUCAUGAAUACCCACUUAUGGGCUUCAAACUAUCAAAUGGGUUGCACAUUGUGGGUUGGGUUCCGAAGGAUGUGCUUCAAAGGGAGUUUUGAGGUUUCUUUCUGGUGCCAGUGCUUGGUGUUUUUCUUGUUGAUGUGGGGGUGUUACUUCUUAAUGGUGGGAACUCUUGGGAUUUUGUUUUUAUUUUAUGUUAGAUGUUUUUUGUUUUUAGUUGUUGUUUUGAUGAAAGUUUAGUUGUUGAACAACUUUGACUGUCAGUGGUCUUUUAAUUUCCUUCCCAAGACAUUAAAUAUGGUAUGUGAACAAAAUUUGGGUUCAUAAUUCGUCCAUCUGUAUUCAAUGUAGAAAUUCGGGUAGUUCCUCUUCUGUGCAGGGACAAAAAAAAAAGGCAGGAAGGAAGCUUACAUUGUUUCUUUCUGUUUGGCAAGAAAAUCUGAUCUGAGAAUUAACUGCAGAAAUGUUAGUUCAAAGCAGAAAUGUUAGUUCAAGUUAUAAAGUCACAAGAAAGCUAAAUUACCUACUCCAACAACUUAAUUUGACAGUAAAUGUUGUUCUUGAGUUCUUUUAUAUUCCUCUUCAGCUAAAAUCCUGGGCUUCUUUUUCUUUUGGGGUUCAUCUACUUGGCUUUCUAAUGGGACCUUUUGUUGAAAAGCUUCUGUCUCUCAAAAAUGGUUAAUGUUCCAGCCAGUUGAUUAAUGACUUUAGACUAAUUAAAGAGGAAUUUGUUAUUUCAUAGACCAAACAUUUUCCUUUUCCUUGCUGACCAAGCUGUCUCAACAUAUUCAAUUUUGUAGUCAUCUUCUUCAUUGCUCAUUUCUCUUUGUUAUUGAUUUGCAGCUAUGCUUUACGUAUGGGCAUUGCAUGUUUCAACUGUAACUUGAAUAUUCUCCUAGUGGGAAAAUAUGAAGGAUGGCAGAUAUUGCUUCAAAUUCAUGUAUCAAUAUUAUAUACCUUAUCACCACAAAACUCGCCAUGAAGUUCUACUUCCCUCGAGUGCAUCCUUUCCUUUUCAUGUUUCUUAUUCUCUGUCCUACGGUUUUUGCUGACUUAAAUUCUGAUAAGCAAGCCCUUCUUGAUUUUGUUGCUUCUGUCCCCCAUCGCCGUGACCUAAAGUGGAAUUCAGAUACUUCAAUUUGUACAUCUUGGGUAGGUGUCACUUGCAAUCCAAAUGGCACCCGUGUUGUUUCGCUCCGGCUUCCUGGAAUUGGACUUGUCGGCACCAUUCCGGCCAAUACACUUGGCAAGAUUGACUCACUCAGAAAUCUCAGCCUCCGUGCCAACCUACUCAGUGGAAGUCUUCCUCCUGAUAUUUCUUCUCUUCCUUCUCUACAAUAUCUUUACCUUCAGCAUAAUAACCUUUCUGGUAACAUACCUACCUCAUUGUCCACCCACCUCAAUGUACUUGAUUUGUCAUAUAAUUCCUUCACCGGUGCUAUUCCAAAGACAUUGCAAAACUUAACACAACUAACUAGGUUGAACCUCCAGAACAACUCCCUAUCUGGUGAGAUACCAAAUCUCAAUGUCACAAAGCUCAGGCACUUGAAUUUAAGCUACAACCAUUUGAAUGGCUCUAUCCCUGCUGCUCUUCAGACUUUCCCCAAUUCUUCCUUUGAGGGUAACUCUCUAUGUGGAUUACCUCUAAGGCCAUGCUCUGUAGCCCCUCCUGCAUCUCCUCCAUCAUUAACUCCUGUCCCACCAACUCCUUCAAGACACAAAAGUAAAUUGAGUAAGGCAGCUAUCAUUGCAAUUGCAGUUGGUGGGGGUGUGCUAUUACUUUUAGUAGCUCUCAUCAUUGUUCUUUGCUGUUUAAAGAAAAAGGAUGAUGGAAGCCCCAGACCUACUAAAGGCAAGGGUCCUAGUGGUGGGAGAACUGAGAAACCAAAAGAAGAGUUUGGAAGUGGGGUGCAAGAACCUGAGAAGAACAAGUUGGUUUUCUUUGAAGGCAGUUCUUAUAAUUUUGAUCUAGAGGAUUUGCUGAGAGCUUCGGCUGAAGUUCUUGGAAAGGGUAGUUAUGGUACUGCAUAUAAGGCUAUAUUAGAAGAGUCAACAACAGUUGUAGUGAAAAGGUUGAAGGAAGUCGUGGUAGGCAAAAGGGAAUUUGAACAGCAGAUGGAGAUUGUGAGAAGAGUUGGACAGCACCCAAAUGUUGUGCCACUUCGAGCUUACUAUUAUUCCAAGGAUGAGAAGCUUUUGGUUUAUGACUACAUCCCAAAUGGCAAUCUAUCAACCCUCUUGCAUGGUAACAGGGCAAGUGGAAGAACUCCAUUAGAUUGGAACUCCCGAAUAAAAAUAUCUGUUGGAAUUGCCAGAGGAAUUGCACACGUACAUUCAGUUGGCGGUCCAAAAUUCACUCACGGAAAUGUGAAAUCUUCAAAUGUCCUCCUCAACCAAGAUAACGAUGGCUGCAUCUCUGACUUUGGCCUGACCCCACUAAUGAAUGUUCCUGCAACUCCUUCUAGAGCUGCAGGCUAUCGUGCCCCUGAGGUGAUUGAAACGCGUAAGCACUCUCACAAGUCAGAUGUCUACAGUUUUGGUGUUCUCCUUCUGGAAAUGCUUACCGGAAAAGCCCCGCAACAGUCUCCAGGACGUGACGACGUGGUCGAUCUCCCAAGGUGGGUGCAAUCUGUUGUUAGGGAGGAGUGGACAGCUGAGGUUUUUGAUGUUGAGCUAAUGAGGUACCAAAACAUUGAAGAAGAAAUGGUGCAAAUGUUGCAGAUUGCCAUGGCCUGUGUGGCAAAGGUUCCAGAUAUGAGGCCUACCAUGGAGGAAGUAGUGAGAAUGAUUGAAGAAAUCCGGCAAUCCGACUCCGAAAACCGGCCAUCUUCGGAAGAGAAUAGAUCCAAGGAGGAAUCAACUGCUCAGACUCCAUAAUUAGCUCUGCCUUUCUUUCUUGUGUUCCAAGCAAAUUGUUUUCUUGAAAUUGUUUCUUUCAGGAAGCAACAUUCAGAGGUAUAUAUAAGUGUGCAUGAAACAGUUCUCACAGAUGGAAUUACUUCAGUUCUGUUUUCUAGGAAGGUUUACUUUAUUGGAUUCUUGUGUAUUAACGUUGUGAUUCAAUUGAUGAUCUUCAUUCAAGAACAAUCUCUCCCAUUUGUUCUACUGAUUGUUAGCAAUGUGUAUUUCUGUAUCACCAAAUCAUGGCAUGGUUAAUGAUAUGAUAAAUAAUUGAUACCC